Molecule: messenger RNA, 4698 nt
Organism: Salvelinus namaycush (lake trout)
Lineage: Eukaryota; Metazoa; Chordata; Actinopteri; Salmoniformes; Salmonidae
Exons: 2
Coding region: 1508-2440 (310 amino acids)
Source: RefSeq, a predicted model, not a curated record
ACCAAACACAGCCCAGGAUGUUACUUUUAACUUUCCUAAACACUGCUGGGAAAACACACAGAGACAACAGGAAACAUCCAUCCUGACCCCUGCUACUCUUUCACCUUGGCACACAAACGCACACAUGCAUGCAGAAAAAUUCCAGCUAACAACAUCACUAAUUGACACAGUUUUAUGGUAAACCAACAAGGUCUUCUGGAGUCAAGAAGCUAGGGCAAGGAGGGGGAGUCAUAAUCAUGGCGAAACCUCUUCCCAAAUCCCCAUCCCUGUUACCACUUCCAGUAACCGACCUUCUUCCCAAAUCCCCAUCCCUGUAACCACUUCCAGUAGCAGACCCUCUUCCCAAAUCCCCGUCCCUGUAACCACUUCCAGUAACAGACCCUCUUCCCAAAUCCCCAUCCCUGUAACCACUUCCAGUAACAGACCCUCUUCCCAAAUCCCCAUCCCUGUAACCACUUCCAGUAACAGACCCUCUUCCCAAAUCCCCAUCCCUGUAACCACUUCCAGUAACAGACCCUCUUCCCAAAUCCCCAUCCCUGUCACCACUUCCAGUAAUCGACGUUCUUCCGAAAUCCCCAUCCCUGUAACCACUUCCAGUAACCGACCUUCUUCCGAAAUCCCCAUCCCUGUAACCACUUCCAGUAACCAACGUUCUUCCGAAAUCCCCAUCCCUGUAACCACUUCCAGUAACAGACCCUCUUCCCAAAUCCCCAUCCCUGUAACCACUUCCAGUAACAGACCCUCUUCCCAAAUCCCCAUCCCUGUAACCACUUCCAGUAACCGAACUUCUUCCGAAAUCCCCAUCCCUGUAACCACUUCCAGUAACAGACCCUCUUCCCAAAUCCCCAUCCCUGUAACCACUUCCAGUAACAGACCCUCUUCCCAAAUCCCCAUCCCUGUAACCACUUCCAGUAACCGACCUUCUUACGAAAUCCCCAUCCCUGUAACUACUUCCAGUAACCGACGUUCUUCCGAAAUCCUCCUCCCUGUAACCACUUCCAGUAACAGACCCUCUUCCCAAAUCCCCAUCCCUGUAACCACUUCCAGUAACAGACCCUCUUCCCAAAUCCCCAUCCCUGUAACCACUUCCAGUAACAGACCCUCUUCCCAAAUCCCCAUCCCUGUAACCAUUUGUAGUAACAGACCCUCUUCCCAAAUCCCCAUCCCUGUAACCAUUUCCAGUAACACACCCUCUUCCCAAAUCCCCAUCCCUGUAACCAUUUCCAGUAACAGACCCUCUUCCCAAAUCCCCAUCCCUGUAACCAUUUCCAGUAACAGACCCUCUUCCCAAAUCCCCAUCCCUGUAAACACUUCCCUAUAUUUAAUUUUUGAGUGCUGGUUAUGUUUUUCAUAUGUCAGUCCUCUGUUGGCUAUGUAUGCUUUUCCACAACCCAUUUAUAAAAAGGAAGUGAGGGAAUGACAGAGGACACUGUUCUGUAUUUGUCUUUACCGUGUCGGGGACUUUACCGUGCCUCGUGGCUGUCCAUCCAUCCUGUCGUCCUCCUCCAUGUCCCACUCAGCCUGGAGGUCCAGUCUCACUUCCUCCAUGUCCCACUUUGCCUGGAGGUCCAGUCUCACUUCCUCCAUGUCCCACUUUGCCUGGAGGUCCAGUCUCACUUCCUCCAUGUCCCACUUUGCCUGGAGGUCCAGUCUCACUUCCUCCAUGUCCCACUUUGCCUGUCUCACUUCCUCUAUGUCUCACUCUGCCUGGAGGUCCAGUCUCACUUCCUCCAUGUCCCACUUUGCCUGGAGGUCCAGUCUCACUUCCUCCAUGUCCCACUUUGCCUGGAGGUCCAGUCUCACCUCCUCCCCCAGGGAGUGCAUCUUGAUGGCUGUGAAGAUGCCUUCCGACGCUACCGGGUCCACCACCGAGAUAACCAACGGGACCACUACUGAGACCUUUACCGGGAUAACCACCAGGACCACUACUGAGACCACUACUGAGAUCUUUACCGGGAUAACCACCAGGACCACUACUGAGACCACUACUGAGACCUUUACCGGGAUAACCACCAGGACCACUACUGAGACCUCUACCGGGAUAACCACCAGGACCACUACUGAGACCACUACUGAGACCUUUACCGGGAUAACCACCAGGACCACUACUGAGACCUUUACCGGGAUAACCACCAGGACCACUACUGAGACCACUACUGAGACCUUUACCGGGAUAACCACCAGGACCACUACUGAGACCUCUACCGGGAUAACCACCAGGACCACUACUGAGACCUUUACCGGGAUAACCACCAGGACCACUACUGAGACCACUACUGAGACCUUUACCGGGAUAACCACCAGGACCACUACUGAGACCUCUACCGGGAUAACCACCAGGACCACUACUGAGACCUUUACCGGGCGAACCAACGGGACCACUACUGAGACCUUUACCGGGAUAACCACCAGGACCACUACUGAGACCUCUACCGGAUAACCACCUGGACCACUACUGAGACCACUACUGAGACCUCUACCGGGAUAACCACCAGGACUACUACUGAGACCUUUACCGGGAUAACCAACGGGACCACUACUGAGACCUUUACCGGGAUAACCAACGGGACCACUACUGAGACCUCUACCGGAUAACCACCAGGACCACUACUGAGACCACUACUGAGACCUCUACCGGGAUAACCACCAGGACCACUACUGAGACCACUACUGAGACCUCUACCGGGAUAACCACCAGGACCACUACUGAGACCUCUACCGGGAUAACCACCAGGACCACUACUGAGACCACUACCGAGAUAACCACCAGGACCAUUACUGAGACCACUACCGAGAUAACCAACGGGACCUCUACCGGGAUAACCACCAGGACCACUACUGAGACCACUACCGAGAUGACCAUUACUGAGACCACUACAGAGAUAACCAACGGGACCACUACCGGGAUAACCACCAGGACCACUACUGAGACCACUACCGAGAUAACCAACGGGACCACUACUGAGACCACUACCGGGAUAACCACCGGGACCACUACUGAGACCACUACCGGUAUAACCACCAGGACCACUACUGAGACCACUACCGAGAUAACCACCAGGACCACUACUGAGACCACUACUGAGACCUCUACCAAGAUAACCACCAGGACCACUACUGAGACCACUACCGGGAUAACCACCAGGACCACUACUGAGACCACUACCAGGAUAACCACCUGGACCACUACUGAGACCACUACUGAGACCACUACCGGGAUAACCACCAGGACCACUACCGAGACCACUACCAGGAUAACCACCAGGACCACUACUGAGACCACUACCGAGAUAACCACCUGGACCACUACUGAGACCUCUACCGGGAUAACCACCUGGACCACUACUGAGACCUCUACCGGGAUAACCACCAGGACCACUACCGAGACCACUACCAGGAUAACCACCAGGAACACUACUGAGACCACUACCGAGAUAACCAAAGGGAUCACUACUGAGACCUCUACCGGGAUAACCAACGGGACCACUACUGAGACCUCUACCGGGACCACUACUGAGACCUCUACCGGGAUAACCACCAGGACCACUACUGAGACCACUACCAGGAUAACCACCAGGACCACUACUGAGACCACUACCGAGAUGACCACCACUGAGACCACUACCGGGAUAACCAACGGACCACUACUGAGACCACUACUGAGAUAACCAACGGACCACUACUGAGACCACUACUGAGACCACUACCGAGAUAACCAACGGGACCACUACUGAGACCUCUACCGGGAUAAUCAACGGGACCACUACUGAGACCUCUACCGGGAUAACCACCAGGACCACUACUGAGACCUCUACCGGGAUAACCAACGGGACCACUACUGAGACCACUACCAAGAUAACCAACGGGACCACUACUGAGACCUCUACCGGGAUAACCAACAGGACCACUACUGAGACCUCUACCGGGAUAACCACCAGGACCACUACUGAGACCACUACCGAGAUAACCAACGGGACCACUACUGAGACCUCUACCGAGAUAACCAACAGGACCACUACUGAGACCUCUACCGGGAUAACCACCAGGACCACUACUGAGACCACUACCGAGAUAACCACCAGGACCACUACUGAGACCUCUACCGGGAUAACCAACGGGACCACUACUGAGACCACUACCAAGAUAACCAACGGGACCACUACUGAGACCACCACCGGGACCACUACCGAGACCACCUGGAACACACACACGGAGGUCAUUUGGCAAUUGGUGAGUAACUAGCUUAGUCCCAAAUGGCACCCUAUUCCAUAUUUAGUGUAGCUAUUACUUUUGACCAGGACCCAAAGAAGUGCACUAAAUAAGGAAUAGGGUGCCAUCUGGGGUGCAGACUAUACAGGCAGCACCCAGUGGCAGCACCCAGUGGCAACACCCAGUGGCAACACCCAGUGGCAGCACCCAGUGGCAGCACCCAGUGGCAACACCCAGUGGCAGCACCCAGUGGCAACACCCAGUGGCAACACCCAGUGGCAGCACCCAGUGGCAGCACCCAGUGGCAGCACCCAGUGGCAACACCCAGUGGCAACACCCAGUGGCAGCACCCAGUGGCAGCACCCAGUGGCAGCACCCAGUGGCAACACCCAGUGGCAGCCAGACAGUGGCAGCACCCAGUGGCAGCACCCAGUGGCAACACCCAGUGGCAGCCAGACAGUGGCAGCCAGACAGUGGCAGCACCCAGUG